This is a messenger RNA of Diversispora eburnea, 314 nucleotides long. The record is from the annotation of a GenBank genome assembly. NCBI's taxonomy places the organism in Eukaryota, Fungi, Glomeromycota, Glomeromycetes, Diversisporales, Diversisporaceae.
AUGACUCCCGAGAUUAAACACGUAGAACUGAUAGACGAUAAAUCUGAACUUCCUUCCGAGAUCUCUCCCAGCUUACCUAAGCCCGAAAUCUCUCCCGACUCAUCUGUAAACAAUAAACUAAAAAACAGUGACGAAGUAUCUCCCCAGCAGAUAUCAUACCCACGUGGAUAUCAAACCAGGGAGCAACGAGAGACACGUCUCCGUCAAAAAGCUAUCGAACUUGGUGAGGAUCCAGAUAAGUUUGUGACCAUUACUGAAAAAGAUAAGCUCGAUUCCAUAGCAUUCCGUGAUAGAAUGCAGACUGAUGCGAGAAU